Xenopus laevis (African clawed frog) is the source of this 2511-nucleotide messenger RNA. RefSeq names its product putative short-chain dehydrogenase/reductase family 42E member 2 (gene sdr42e2.L). Gene Ontology annotation, molecular function: oxidoreductase activity, acting on the CH-OH group of donors, NAD or NADP as acceptor. Bases 47 to 1408 code for a protein of 453 amino acids. Gene Ontology annotation, biological process: steroid biosynthetic process. The record is from RefSeq and is a predicted model, not a curated record. NCBI's taxonomy places the organism in Eukaryota, Metazoa, Chordata, Amphibia, Anura, Pipidae. The transcript is spliced from 11 exons.
AAACUCUGGUGAAAGAGGUAACGUUCUGUAAAAUUCGUCUUGCAGGAUGAGAGAGAAAGAAAGAGCAUGUGAAUUAGAAGAGUUGAGAAGCCGGGUCGAGAUGGAAGAUGUGUGCUCCACUUGCCUGAGGAACAGUCGGCCAUUCCGAGGCAGGAUUAAGCGCAGGUCCAACGGGGUGGUUCCUCACCAAAGUCAGGCAUCUGCUUGCACUCCAAGCGCCCAUCUCAGCACCCUACUGCAUGCAGGAAUAAGCAAAGUACUGGUCACAGGAGGAGGGGGAUAUGUGGGACACAACCUUGGUUGUGCUCUGGCCCAGUCUGGAAUCUCUGUGCUCUUAUUUGACAUCAACAAAUCUCAGUGGGAUAUCCCAAGCGGAGCCCUAUUCAUACAGGGAGAUAUUCGAGAUUAUGAUUGCCUGCAUGCCGCAUGCGAAGGGGUAGAUUGUAUUUUCCAUGUUGCUUCCUAUGGAAUGUCAGGACACCAGCAACUUGAGAAGGAAAAAAUUGAAUCCAUCAACAUCGGUGGAACAAAGCUUGUUAUUGAUGUGUGUGUUCAGAGAAGUAUCCCCAGACUGAUUUAUACCAGCACUGUGAAUGUGGUAUUUGGUGGAAACCCGAUAGAAGAUGGUGAUGAGGAAACUGUCACUUACUUCCCACUGGAAAAGCAAAUAGAUCCCUAUUCCAGGUCAAAGACGAUCGCUGAUCAGAUGAUCUUAGCAGCAGAUAGAAGACCAUUGAAGGGAGGAGGUAAACUUCAUACGUGUGUGCUACGACCUCCUGGAAUUUACGGACCAGAUGAGCAGAGGCAUUUGCCCCGACUAGUGAGUAACAUUGAGAAAGGAUUAAUAUUUUUCACUGUUGGACGUCAGAAAACAUUUUUGAACUGGAUUCACCUGUACAAUCUGGUGGAAGCCCAUAUCUUGGCAGCGGAGGCACUAACUGCCACUAAAGGAUAUAUUGGGAGUGGACAAUCGUACUUCAUUCAUGAUGGGGAAAAUGUCAACAUCUAUGAGUUUUUGCAUCCACUGUUUGAGAAGCUAGCCUUCAGUAAUCCCUGGGUAUCUCUGCCCUAUUCUUUGGUCUAUGAUUCAGCUGUCUUCUUUGAAUAUCUCCACUUGGCAUUGAGGCCCUUUGUGAAUUUAAACCCAGUGCUGACCAGAUAUGAAGUUAUGAAGAUUUCGAAGACGCACACAUUUCGGAUAAACAAAGCCCGCAAAGAGCUGGGUUAUUGCCCCAAAAAAUUCUCCUUUGCUGAUUCUGUGGAUUUUUACAUCAAAACUAGGCCCCAGCCAUCACAGCGGCACAUUCUCAUGCGCAAACUCUUCCUUCUGAUGUUUGGCUUGUUUUCUCUGUUUGCUUUCCUUUAUUUCAGCAGCUCUGUGCUUUCACUCACCAGACUUUCAUCCUGACUUUAUAUUCUAAAUUGAUUAGAACCUACUAAUACAACAAGGUGUGCUGGCCCGAAACCCAUGGGACCCGUGUUCUUACCCAGGCCUGGAUUUGUGGAAAGGUCACAAUGGCUGGGCCAUAAUUUUAGGGGUGGCAUGCUGCCCAGACACACCACAAUUAAUUCAGAAGCACUGGCAUAUAUUUGCUAUCUUUUUAAAUCUUCCAUAUUCCCAAUCCCUGUGCUCCAGACCUGAUGAGAUAAGACUUGGCCAUGCGUUUGUGUUCAUAUGAAGGGUGGAGGCAGGAAGGGAGAAAUGGGGGCAGGGGGUGAUAAAUGGCCCUGGCCUAGGGGCUCCCUAUAUAUAAAUCCAGCCCUGCUCUUACCUGUGAGUAAGGUUUCCCCACAUAAACCAAUCAUUUACGGUUUUGUAAACAUUCCUAAUCCUUAUAGUAUUAUUAAUUUUUAGCAUGAAAAAUUAUGUUUUUCCUCCUUUUUCCAUGUAAUCUAGAUUUUUUUAUCCCUGCUCUGAUGCCAUUGGCUCUCGUGAGGACCAAGCUGCACAGCCUUGUGGGGAUAUGUGGGCAAGUCAGCCCAGUGACUUAUGAUGUCACCAGAGCAUCACAGGGAUUAGCUGCCCCCAAAAUGAUCCCAGUGUCUCCAUUGGUCAUUUGCUACUAUGUACAGCACCGAUUCCUAUGGUGCUCCACACUGAUAUUACCGGGUUGUCAGUAAUGCCCUAGAAAGUAUAUAGGGAGAGGCAGUGAGUACAAAUCGGAUCAAUUCCAAAAUGUUAUUGCAUCUAAUUGGUCCACUUGUAAAGGAUAGCUGCAAUAACAUUUUGACCAGCUGACACAGAAUUUAAAGGAAUUCAGGGCUAGAGCAAGGGGUGAGGUUGGGGUGUAACAGGCCAUGGGUGGGGUGCAAUGGGCUUGUCUUCAGUGUGUUGAGGGGAAUUUUCAAACUGACAAACAUUAUUCUCUUUUUACAAAUAUUUAUGUCAUUUUGUAAUUAUGUAAAUACAACUUUAGUUCAGGUGAUUUAGCCAAAGCUGAAUAUGAAGCUGAAUAACUAAAAGUCCCAAUUUAGCAAUAUUUAUGAUGCAAGUUAUUAUAAAAUAAAUUA